CUGAUGUCCUCGGUUGUAGCCCCGCAAAAACCCACCUCCAACACCAUGGGCCCCAAAGAGGUGGAGCUGAUCCUUGUAAAGGAGCAGAACGGGGUCCAGUUCACCUCCACCACCUUAGUGGCUCCAACCCCGACUCAGACCAACCCCAGUGGGGAGGAGGAGAGAGAGACCUGGGGGAAGAAAAUUGACUUCCUCCUGUCGGUCAUUGGGUUCGCCGUGGACCUUGCCAAUGUCUGGAGAUUCCCCUACCUCUGCUACAAGAACGGAGGCGGUGCUUUCUUGGUGCCAUACCUGUUCUUCAUGGUGAUAGCAGGCAUGCCUCUCUUCUACAUGGAGCUGGCUCUGGGACAGUAUAACAGAGAGGGUGCAGCAGGCGUCUGGAAGAUCUGUCCCAUAUUUAAAGGCGUGGGCUUUACAGUGAUCCUCAUUUCACUCUACGUUGGUUUCUACUAUAACGUCAUCAUCUCCUGGGCGCUGUUCUACCUCUUCUCCUCAUUCACCGGCGAGCUGCCCUGGGUCCACUGCAACAACACCUGGAACAGUCCUAACUGCUCCGACUGGGCUGACAACAGCUCAGUCAGUGACCUUGACAAGGUUACCCCUGCCCAGGAGUACUUUGAACGAGGGGUGCUCCACAUCCAGGACAGUAAUGGCAUUGAUGACCUGGGUCGUCCGCGCUGGCAGUUGACUUCCUGUCUGGCUGUGGUGAUUGUUCUGCUCUACUUCAGUCUCUGGAAGGGAGUCAAGACCUCUGGCAAGGUUGUGUGGAUCACAGCCACCAUGCCCUAUGUGGUCUUGACUGUGCUGCUGCUCCGCGGAGUCACUCUGCCCGGAGCCAUCGAUGGCAUUAAGGCCUACCUCUCUGUGGACUUCCUGAGACUCUGUGACGCCAAGGUCUGGAUUGAGGCAGCGACACAGAUCUGUUUCUCGCUGGGAGUGGGGUUUGGUGUGCUAAUUGCCUUUUCCAGCUACAACAAAUUCAGCAACAACUGUUACAGAGACGCCAUCAUCACCAGCUCCAUCAACUCUUUAACCAGCUUCUUCUCCGGCUUCGUGGUCUUCUCCUUCCUUGGUUACAUGUCCCAUAAACACAACGUGGCCCUGGACAAAGUUGCCAGAGAUGGUGCUGGGUUGGUGUUUGUCAUUUACCCAGAAGCCAUUGCAACAUUACCUGGGUCAUCAGUGUGGGCAGUUAUCUUCUUCAUCAUGUUGUUGACACUGGGCAUUGACAGUGCUAUGGGCGGGAUGGAGUCGGUGAUCACAGGGCUGAUCGAUGAAUUCAAAUUCCUCCACAAGCACAGGGAGCUGUUCACCCUCUUCAUUGUUGUUGCCACUUUUCUCAUCUCCCUCUUCUGUGUGACAAAUGGUGGGAUGUAUGUGUUCACUCUGCUGGACCACUUUGCAGCAGGAACAUCGAUUCUCUUUGGAGUGCUCAUUGAAGCCAUCGGCAUCGCGUGGUUCUAUGGAGUGGAUCGUUUCAGUGAUGACAUUGAGGAGAUGAUUGGCCAGCGACCAGGCAGGUACUGGAGGCUGUGCUGGAAGUUUGUCAGCCCCUGCUUCCUCCUGUUUAUGGUGGUGGUGAGUUUUGCCACGUUCAACCCUCCGAACUACGGCUCCUACAUGUUUCCUCCGUGGGCCAACAUGGUGGGGUGGUGUCUGGCCAUCUCCUCAAUGUCCAUGGUGCCUCUCUAUGCCAUCUACAAACUCUGCACUCUGCCUGGAAAGUUUUGCGAUAGGCUGGCUUAUGCCAUCACCCCGGAGACAGAGCAUCAUUUGGUCGACAACGGGGAGGUUCGGCAGUUCACUCUGCAUCACUGGUUGGUGGUCUGA
Molecule: messenger RNA, 1830 nt
Organism: Seriola dumerili (greater amberjack)
Lineage: Eukaryota; Metazoa; Chordata; Actinopteri; Carangiformes; Carangidae
Gene: slc6a3
Product: solute carrier family 6 member 3
Exons: 15
Coding region: 4-1830 (608 amino acids)
Biological process (GO): dopamine uptake involved in synaptic transmission; sodium ion transmembrane transport
Cellular component (GO): neuronal cell body membrane; neuron projection; presynaptic membrane
Molecular function (GO): dopamine:sodium symporter activity; norepinephrine:sodium symporter activity
Source: RefSeq, a predicted model, not a curated record